This is a messenger RNA of Mangifera indica (mango), 2178 nucleotides long. RefSeq lists its product as uncharacterized. The record is from RefSeq and is a predicted model, not a curated record. Lineage: Eukaryota; Viridiplantae; Streptophyta; Magnoliopsida; Sapindales; Anacardiaceae.
ACUGACUGUUGAGGUGGCAGUUUCUGAAGAGGAAGCUAAAAUCACCACAAGCCACCGUACAAGAACUAUGGACCUACGUCCACAUGGCAGGUCUCCUUUAAUGGAGAAACGUUUUUGUGCUCAUCACGACAUGAUUGGCCUCUCAUCAUGGUCAAUGAUUGUCCUCAAUCAGAAGCUAAGGCUUAUUACUUUCUUAUGCUUCUGGACACAUGCGAUCGUUUUCACGAAAGUCAAAACGAAGGUCUUUUUGUUUGACAAUUUAACGGAGAAGUUACCGCCACUAACCUGCAUUAGAUCACACAACUCUCGCGCCAGUUUUUUACAACAGAGGAAACCGUUUUACAACUGAAAUCCUAGUUUACAUUUAUCAUUCAAACGCGCAAAGAAUUAAAUUAACGGUCAAUAAAACAUGCUUGCUGAUCGAGAGGAAACUCCUUCCAGGCAAGGUUUAUUGAGUAUGGUGAAGAAGCAUUCGAAUUUGAUUGGCAGAACCAUAGUUGAUGAGCAAGAUUCCACAGACGUUGAAGUGGAUUCUGGAUUUUGGCAUGAUGUUUUUUAUUUGUAUUUUAUUCGUAGCAAGGAAUCUAGAGGACUACAGGAUGAUGAUCUAUUAUUUUUUGUCAGGAAAAUGGGUUUGCAUGGAUAUGGUUUCAAUGAUAAUGCAGAAGAGGUCCCUCCAUACUUUGUACGCAGGUGGGCAUCCAAGUUGGAUAACUUGCUUGGCAAGAACUCGAUUGAGGUUGAUUGGAGGCGCUCAUUUUAUUUGAACAUGAUUGCGCAUACUUCAUUCUCAGUAACAGUGGCAAUAUGCAGUCACAGGGUCCUUCAAAACUAUCAAGCUGGGCAAAAUGCAUCGUUGUCUCCUAUAUACAAGGUUGUUAAAACUGUUUAUGCAUCUCCAAGUCGUGUAAAUUUUCAUUUGGACUCAAGGAAGGAAGUAGAGACUACACCCUAUCCAGAUAUCUGUUUUGCAGUAGAUGACUUUGACUCCACUUUCGAUGCAGUGGUCUUGUCAGACUCAGACCACUGCUACUGUGUGAUUCUAAAUGCGCAUGAUGGGGCAGCGUUUCCUUCUGAAAAAGAGUCAUAUGAUAGCAGUUCUGGUAAUAUUGCUCCUCUGAGAACUGAUGCUAACUCUGGAAAGAUUGGAAAUACUAAGCUUACUCUCUUCUCUGGAUUUGUCAGCUAUCAAAUGGUUCAAGAAGCAUAUGAUGCUGGAAAAUCUCAGUUUGGGAGCCUUCUUUCACUUGGUCAAUCCCCUGGCAAGACAGACAAACUCUACAUGAAAGGCCCUGGAGGACAUGGGGAAGUUGAAGUUGCUGUUUCUGGUGUAGCAGAUCUAAGCCAGCAGGAUUCAGUCCCCUUUUCACCCGUUGUAUCAAAGGGAGGAUUUGGGAUUGGCUCAAUUGUUCGUAAAGCAGCAUCUGUUGCAUCUGUGGCAGCAAAGCAUGCCUAUGCAGCUGCCUCUGCAACUACAACUGAUGAUGAUGAGAUGUUACCCCUCAAAUGUUGCUUAAUGUCUAUCUCAUUGCCCUGGGAAAACAUUGCUUAUGAUCUUCUGUUUAAGGGAAAUCCUCCUGUGAUGUUGUAAUCGUCUGAAACAACCACCAGUGGAAAUUGUAAAAUUGAUGGACUCUCCUCCAGCAAGUAAGAAGCCCGGAAGGUGCUUCUAUGAGAGAAAAAGAAAACUAAAAGUUACACUUUUGCCGUUGAGGGGUUUAGAUUUUAACCUAAAUUUUAUUAGGUAAAUUCUCUCUUUAGUUUUGGUAUUUGGUCAAACUGCCUUUGGGCUGUUGUUGGGUAUUUAUGUUGCAUGUUACUAGUAAGGAACUUUAGUAAUUAACUAAUGUACCAGCACCCAUUGUUGUUGCUGAUUCUCAUUAAAGCUUAGCAUUAGAUACAAUUUGUUACGGCAUUUCAUAUCCUAGAUUAUCCGUUAAGCAAGUGCAAUUUGGAUUAUAAGCAGAUAUCAGUUAGCAGAUCUUCUUAGAUGAAACGUAGCAACAGGCUUGCCUCUGCAGUUGUCUCUUGAAAAUCAAUUUGUUUGAUUGACUAAAAGUUACCCAACUUUUACCCAAUUUUUAGUAACUUUGUUCGAUUUUGAGGUUAUACGAUAAUAAUUCCCAAUCAAGGGUUGUAUCUUUGUAGCCUCCAAUAUAUAAAUUGAUCUUUGACUUA